Messenger RNA from Thrips palmi, 4296 nucleotides. RefSeq names its product zinc finger FYVE domain-containing protein 1-like. The coding region runs from base 9 to 2081 and encodes 690 amino acids. The record is from RefSeq and is a predicted model, not a curated record. Gene Ontology annotation, molecular function: GTPase activity; metal ion binding; GTP binding. Lineage: Eukaryota; Metazoa; Arthropoda; Insecta; Thysanoptera; Thripidae. The transcript is spliced from 14 exons.
UCAUUACUAUGGAGCACAAUACAGAUUUCAAGCGACGUCGUGAGAGAGGAACCAUUCCUGCAUCCAAAAUGGAUGUUUACGUUCCAGGUCGUGGUCUGUCACCAGCUCUGAUGGAAUCAUUGGAUUCAAUUUCCUCCAGUAUAGUUCCAGAGCCACAAAGUGUCUCCACUUUACCAGAUAUUACUGUCACAACUGAACAGUUCACAUCUUUAAGACUACAUUCAGUGUCUGAAAGUAAAAGCUUCUUACUUUUGGAUGCAAGUGAAUAUUUAAAGGUUCCAUCUGCAGAAAAGUUUGCUAGGUGUCUUGGUUGCCCAGAUGCCUCUUCAAAAGUCAAAGUGGUUGCCAUUGUGGGAAAUUCAGGCGAUGGAAAGUCAUAUACCAUGAACAAAGUAUUUUUCCAAGGAGAAGAAGUGUUUGAAACUUCUAGUGAACAGACAAGUUGUACAAUGGGAGUAUGGGCAGCAUUUGACCCUUGUCUAAAUGUCAUUGCCUUAGAUACAGAGGGACUCUUAGGAUCUACUACGCGUGAAGAUCAGCGCACACGGCUACUUCUCAAAAUAUUGGCUGUCUCUGAUGUUGUUAUCUUCCGCACAAGGGCUGAGCGCCUGCACACUGACAUGUUCAGGUUUUUAGGAUUCGCAUCUCAAGCAUUCACUCGUCACUUUCGAAAUGCUUUGGGUAGCGUCAGCUCAAGAGGUGGUUUUGGAGGAACUUUGUCUGUUCUUGGUCCUGCUGUUAUCAUCUUCCAUGAAACCAGGGACACUCAACCUCUGCGUGGCUCACAUUCAGAGACUGUUGAAGACAAGCUUCGUUCUUUCUUCUCUGAGCUCAACUUAAAAACUGAUGCAUUCAGUUCCAUUAGGUACAUUGGAACUCAAACCAAAGGCAUGGUCACCAAUUUUUCAGAACUGAGGGAUGUUAUUCGUGCUGAGCUAAAUAAUACAAGUGUGAGAUCAGCAAGGCAGACAGACAUCGUCUAUCAGGCUUUAAAGGUUCUGAAUGACAAAUUUAGUGGGGAACUGAUUGAUUCUCAGCCAUUGGUUUUCCUAGACGAAUACUUUACUUGUGCAUCCAAAUGUUUGUCUUGUGAUCGACGCUGUGAGGCAAGCAUGGGACAUCAGAAAGAUGGACAGCCACAUUUGUGCCAGGAGCGUUGCUGCUUCCAAGCACAAUUCAACAAUGUUUUGUACACAUGUAAAACAUGUCACACCAAAGGACAACAAGUAGUUGUCACUCCAAGUGAGCCUUCUUGGUUUGGUUAUGCAAAGCAUGCCUGGUCGGGGUACACCAUAAACUGUCCAUAUUGUGGAGAAAUAUAUAGAAGUAGACAGUAUUGGUAUGGUAACAGAAACCCUGAAGAUACUGUGGUGCGCACAGAAAUUACACAUGUUUGGCCAGGGAGCAACACACUAUUGAAUAAUUCUCAAAAUACAGCUCAGAAGGUUUUAGAUGGUGUCACAUUUUUAUCGGAAGCUGUUGCAAGUGUGGGCUCACAGCCAACCCGAUACUUGACAUCACAGUUGGCAGAUUGGAUUGCUCCAAAAUAUUGGCGACCAAAUCAUGAAAUUCUGAAUUGUUUCAAAUGUGAGAAAACAUUUGCGACUGCUGAAACAAAGCACCAUUGCCGCUCAUGUGGAGAGGGCUUCUGUGAUAAGUGUUCUUCAGCUACUUGUCCAGUACCUGAACGGGGAUGGACUGAGCCCGUUAGAGUCUGUAAUGCCUGUUAUAAACUCAAGAAAGGGACUGUGGUGCGACCUAACCCAGCUGAUGACGUUGAAGUAAGAGCCCGAAAGUACGGAGAAGUUGUUGUGAACACUUUUAGCCAAGUAGCGUCAGUCCUUCAAUAUCCCAAAGAAUUGAUCAAAGACUCCGCCAGACCUAGCUACUGGGUCCCUGACCAUGAAGCCAAGGAAUGUGCGGUGUGCAAAGAGCCCUUUGGCCCUCUGCUUCUGCUCCACCACUGUAGAGAGUGCGGUCAGGCUGUGUGCCACCCCUGCUCUCCAAAGCAAAGGCGCGUACCGCGUCGCGGCUGGGAGACUCCCGUCAGGGUUUGCAAUAACUGCAUGAAAGAAGACUGAUUCUUCUCUUCCAGCUUUCAUUCAUGUCUUUGCCCUGGUCUGCAUUUGUCAGGUGGCCUGAAGUCAUGGUAAUGUUGUCCUGCAUCACUUUUUGACAAAGGUCUGACAUGUAUCUUAUUUUUAUCUUAUUUACCUGUGUUACAUCUGGUCUAUAUCUUCAGCUGUGUUGCUGUUACUACAGUAGUAUGGUGAAUGGCUGUUUGGCCCCUUACUCUGCAUACGCAGAUUUUUUUUCAUUGGGGUCACUUAGAUUUGAUUGAUCACCCAGUAUUCUAUUUGUAUCCUUUACCUAAUCAACAUCCUUUUUACUUUUUAAAGUAAUUUAAUUGUUUUAUGGGUAGCUUUUGAAUGUAUGACAAUAGAACAAGAGCUGACUGCAAGAGGAGAAAUGUGUGACUCUGGCACUGUAGGGCUUGUCUUGUGACUCAGUGGAGCUAGUAUGUCUUGAAAUUAAUAAGCUUUCCAUUCUUUGGUUACAAAUAUUUGCUGGAUUUGUGCAGUAAAACUUUUUGUGGUAUUAUGAGGCUGUGAUUUGUUGAGGGAGAAAGAGCGUCAAGGGGAAGCUAGUUGGAAUGGAACAAUUUUUAUUAAUGUAGUUUAUUAUUUAAUGAACCCAAUUGUCACUAUAAUUAUGCUUUGAUGUAGGCACUAUAUGUUUUUGUUUGUUUUGUUUUAUUCGUUUCACUAAACAAUAAUAAUAAAAUUUGAAUGAGGGGUGGACUUUAGAGGACAUUGUGUUUCUUAUCAGGCAAGCUCUAGAGCUUAAAAUAGCAAUAAUACAUCUUAAAAGCUUGGUUUCACCCUCGUCCUGUGAAUGUACUUUAUUUGUACUAAACUAAUUUUGUACUGGAAAGGGUAGGAUUGAAAGACCAGAUCAUUUGUGUAGAUGACUUCAGUGGUUUUGUAUGUCGUACCCUAGUGAUUUGUUUGCUAUAGUGUGGAACAUGAAUGAUAAAAAAGAAAUGAAGAGAAAAGAAUUCUCUGCUGUACUUAUUUACUGUGAGACUUUCCUCUGAUUUUCAUGAACUAUUCACUAUCUGUUUGUAAUGGAAUGUGUCCAAAUUUAUUUGCAUUUUCAAUCAGCCUUAUUAUGAUCUUAUAGCUGCAAGCUGUUGGUUCCUUUAUAUUUAUUCCAGUCAAUCUGCUGACUUAUUAAAUAUUUUAAAACGCUCACCUUAAAGCACACCACUCCUAGGAAAAGAAGUAAGUGCUUGUUGGGUCUUGGGUCUGUCUGAAGAUUUCAAACUGCAGACCAUUGCUCUUGUGAUAGACUGUGAUUUACUUUUGAUUUUCUUUUUUCUACUAAAGGAGAAGUAUUGUCUGCCAUUUCCUUUAUGCCAAUAUAGUUUCCUUGUGGUCUGCUGUGACUUCAGUGUCUAUCUGUAAGUCAUUUUAACUUAACUUUGUUCUAAUAAAAUUUCUUUUUAUGAAAGUGUUGACCCAAAGAUAUUAUCUCAGUUUCCUGACUGAUAAAUAAUCUUGAAAGAGGUGUUGUAUUCAACUUGGUUCAAACCAGGUUCUUCUUUAUGAGUAAUUGCAAUAAUUUGGUCUGUGAAUUACUCAGUUGACAAAUUCCUACAAAAAAAAAAUUGAACCCCCUUAUCACGGUAAACUAAUUCUUUCAAACUUAAAACCCUUGAGCCUAGAGGGAUUCUUUGUAUUACUGAUGGUUGCUGUUUGUUAAUUGUGUUGUGAAUCUCUGAGCAUUAGGAAUCUUUUGUGGCUGUCUUAAAAUAGAUAAAUGGGAAAGUAGGGAUGAUUUCCUCCGAUUGCAAGUGUCAUUCAUCUUAAAGAAAUUGAAUGAAAUAUUUUAAUCAGCACUGUUAUUGUAAAGAUCUAAUAAUUUUAAAAGACAAUGGCAGUCAUUGAUAGUAUUUCAUUUUAAAUAUUCUUCAAUCUCAUUGGAGGUGCCUUUCAGUCGAAGUUGAAAGUACAGUAUGUGGGUUGUAGGUGGAGUUUUGCUGCUUUAUUGAUAAAUAAUUACGUAUCAAUUUGUUUAGUGGUAGAAAUAUCUGAGAUGUCACAAGAAGCUUCUUAUGACUGUUUAUUCUAUUUUGUUAACUUCGAUUGGUCAUUGUAGGUUCUCUUUUGUAUUAAUCAUAAUUAUUUUGUAAUUUGAAAUAAGUUGUAAUAACAUGGUGUUGAAUUUUAAAAUACCUGUGACUCCACCAAACCAGCAGUAAUAAUGAUAAAUAAAAAAUUGAGACAAAUCCUU